CUAUACAGCACUGCUCUGGGUUUGGCUCCAGGUUUGGCUCCUGCCCCAGCGCGUUGCAUUGCACAGAAGGGAUGCUCCCAGCCCUGCUGCUCAGAAGCUGUCGGUGGCAUCCAGCCCUGCAGGUUGCUCUGCAGCUGCUCCUGACACAGAGAUCCAGCAGCUCCAUGCUGCUAUCCCAGGAACACCAAAUAUCUCAGACUUCCAGAGAGACAGAGCAGCAAACCCAUCCGCUUACUGUAAUGUUGUUGUUCCCAUCACAUCAUGAUGAAAGAGGGCACAGAGGCUAAAAAAUGACCUCUGUGAGACAGAGCUGUUGCUUCAUUCACCUCUCAUCACAGACAGGACCAUCUCUAUUGGUGACCCAUGCAGACUGCAGGGGCAAUGCAGAAGGACAGGCAGGCAGCUAACCCAUCUGUAUGAUGUGUACAGGGCAGGAAUGUGCUUCUGUGGAGAAGGGAAAGCUGAGCCUUGCUCAAGCAGCAUGACUAGCCCCUAGGCUCACUGCCAUAAAAACUAUGCAGCAAACUCAUCCAUCAGAUCUGACAGCUUCUUCAAAGCAUCCUGCAGGUGGGUUCCUCCAUUCCAUGGGAUGAGCUGAGCUCACAGCCCUCUGAAAAGCCCAAAGCGAGUGUGAGCCAAGGGUCCUACCUGUGCACGUAGUAACAACUUGUACUUAAUGUCCUCUCCCUAAUCAACUUUUUCAGGCUAUGAAACAGCAAUUCUGUUCCCGAUGCGCUCCAGAAAGAUCUUUGGGAGUGUUCAUCCAACAGCUGCGAUGACCCUCUCCUCCUUCACCAUUUGCAUCUGGGUCAAAGCAACGGAGGUUUUGGACAAAACCAUCGUCUUCUCCUAUGGAACAAAACUCAAUCCCUAUGAGAUUCAGCUGUACCUCAGCCAGCAGUCUGCAGUGCUCACCGUAGGUAAUGCCCAGCACAAGCUGGCUGCCAGGAAUGUGGUGGUUCCUGGGAGGUGGAUCCAUCUGUGUGGCACCUGGAGCUCAGAUAACGGGACCGCAUCGCUGUGGGUGGACGGAGCGCAAACGGCCACAGCUGUGGGCAUUGCUGACACUCAUGUUGUUCCUGAUGGAGGAAUUCUGCAGAUCGGCCAAGAGAAGAACGGCUGCUGUGUUGGAGGAGGGUUUGAUGAAGCUUUGGCCUUCUCGGGAAAGUUAACAGGGUUGAACCUGUGGGACAGAGUGCUCAGCACUGAGGAGAUAGCAGCGCAGGGCGGAGAGGAUGCGUGCAGCUCCCGGGGCAACAUUGUGGGCUGGGGAGUCACGGAGGUUCUGCCUUAUGGAGGAGCUCAGUAUGUUUCUUAAGCUCCAGUAAAGCAGUUUCUGAAGCAGAGCACAUUCCAUUAAGAGCAGAACACCAGUGUACGUACAAGGAACGGAGCUGAAGAAGCCUGUAUCUCCCCAGCUCCCAAGGCAGAUUGGCACCGCAAAUUCACGCAGUGAGAUGCUGUGGGGGUGGGAUUUGAUCUCCGCCUGCUCUUUAGGCAGAACGCUGAAAAUACCACAUCCAGACUUGACAUUGGAUAAGCCAUUCCUGAGGUCAGACAACCACCGUCUCUCUAACUUAUGCUGAAAGCUGAGUGCCACUGUGGGCACCUCAGUGCUGCCCGGGGCUCCUGCCCAGACCUGGCAAUGCCAAGCAGGGUCUGCACACCUCCCAGCCUUCCCUGGCCGUUGCUGCUCACCCUCUGGCAUAAGCUGUACAAGGGAAGCCCAUCAGCCAAGAAGCGUGUUGUUUAUUAAGUGUUGUUAGUGAUCUGUAGGCUACAAAUAGAACUAGCUUCUUGUUUAAAGCAUUUUUAGUGCCACCGACUGACCCAACACAUAGGAGUGAUAUUCACCAUCAUAAUCUGAUAUGUUUCAAGAAAGUGCAGCUGUAUUAUACUGUAAAUUGACUUUGUCGUAAUUUUAUUGAGAUUAUUUUUGUAAAGUUGUUUUGUAAAUAAAGAUACUUUACUAAACGAAGGCCUUCCUGUGAUUCAUGGUUUUCAUCAACCGAAGCUCUAAAUAAAUAGAAAACUGGAUUUUCCCCAUGUUUUUAAGUGCUCCAUUUUAAUAGCUAAUAGAGAAGAAACAAAUAUCAAGUCUGAUAGAGAUGGAGAGCCCCUCGGAGGGCUGCAGGCCAACACCAGCCAGAGGCAGUGCCUAACACUGCAGUCUGAGAAGUUUCUUGACAUUUGUUGCCCCACUCAUUGCUGAAUGCAAUGCUGCUAUCCAACCCUUCCUUCCACCAUACAGAAGUAGUAAGAAAUAAAAGUGAUGACGAUGGCAUUUCCACUUUACUAUGCCAUUUGGGGGGGGGGGGGGAGUUGUGCUUUGUGGCUAAAGCCACGUGUUCUGCUUCAGCAUUCCAGCCAUGCUGUACAUUUAAGGGAAAAAGAAAUGCUCAGAGAGCUGCAAUUUCCACCGCAAUAGGAGUUACCUAAACACUCAGCAAUGAGCACAACUGAAAGUUCUUACAAAAUAAGAUGUGCAAAUAACCUGAAUUAUGGGAGAGUGAAAGGUUACCUCUGUUCAUCUGCUGACUUCAGAGGAACACUCAAGUUCCCAACAUUGUGCAAGCAAUGAAGCACUCUCAAGCCCCUUUUCGGCUGCCCUCCAUUAAGUGAAAACAAAUGUCCCUGGGAUGUAGCAGAACCAGCAAAAUCCUCACAGAUUACCAGCAGUGGUUCCUGGCUGCUUUUCUUGCCAUUCCUCAUACCUGGGAUGCUUUGGUUUUUGGGAAGCCUUUUGCUAUCUCCGCACUGCUUUGGCCCAUUACCAAACACAACCCAGUCAUUCCCACUGACUCAGCUGGAAUGCUUUCCAACCACUAUUGCUUUGCAGCAACUGUGGAUCAGCACAGCUUCCCCAUCAGCCAGCAGCUACCUCCAUCAGCACCCAUUCCCUCCUGCCCUGGCUGAGCUGUAUCUGAACAGGCCCUUUGCCUGCUUGGAAAACACAAAUUAAAAGUAUUUGGGAGAGCAUUUUGCCAGCAUUACCAAUGCAGAGUGCCCUCCUGCAACCUGCAGCUCCCCUCUCUGAUUAUCCACAGCAACAUCUGCUGGUGGAAUAUCAUACAUACAGGAAGGCCAGCAGUCAGCUGUGGAUGUUUGCCACUCUUCUACAUUCAUGACUGUACUGUAAAACUCAUCACACUCCAUGUUUCCAUUCAUCCCCAGUGGUAAUACACAACAUAAGCAUCUAAAUCCAAUGCCACAAGCCCUAAAAGAAUGAUCACUACCAACCCACAAAGCCACAGGGAUAUCCUGCUCCUGGACCAGUCAGUUUGUACUAUCCCACAGCUCAUACUUAUUGAUUGCAUUUGUCCUUAAACCAAUUAGACUAAUUUGUACCAUCUUAAGCACCACAUUACUUUCUAGCUCAGGGUAUCUCUCCAAAUUAAAAAGAAAAAAAAAGCACAAAAUUAAUGAAUUCAAGGGCUUAACAUUUUCACAACGAUAUACAUGGAAUAAUCAGACAGCUGUUGGCAAUUCUUACUAUUACCUGUGCUCGGAAAAACAAACUGAUUUUCUCCUACAACAGCACUGUAUUGCAACUGUGAAAUUGACAACGUUGGCCAGAUUGGAAUUCCUUUUUUAGAGCUCUGAAUAGUUCUGGUUCCUUUUUAAACCACAGAAGUAAAAUGUAAAGAGUUUAGCAGCAGAACCAUCUGAAGCUACUGAUGUAGGCGAGAGUGCAGCAUCACCAUAAGGCUUUUACAUCUGACACAGGGUGGGAUCCAUUUCAUCCUCAUUUCUAUUUUGGAGUAUUGCCACUGACACUAAUAGAAAGGAGAAGAGCCCAGUAACUGCAGCCUCCUAUCACAGCUCCUUACUUGCACUCCAUUAGCACAGUGCACUAACAGCUACAGAGAGAUUUCCUGCCCUGGGGGUCACCUAAUCUACAACGAAUCUCCCAUAGUCCAAAGGGUUCAUUAAGUUCACAUAUUCCCCAGAGGUGUUCCUUGGUUAAUUUCUGUUCAUUUAGAUUGCCUUACUCACUCAAUCACACGUUUAUGAACGUUUGUAUGUUCCAUACACACACGUCACAGGGUGGGCUCGGCGAUCUAGUAUUAAAUGUGGAGGUUGCUGGCCCUGCCUAUGGUGCAGGGUUGGAGUUUCGUGAUCCUUGAGGUCCCUCCCAACCCUAUGGGUUGGAUCCACGU
Messenger RNA from Lagopus muta (rock ptarmigan), 4160 nucleotides. It is a transcript of the gene PTX3, whose product is annotated as pentraxin 3. The coding region runs from base 731 to 1318 and encodes 195 amino acids. The record is from RefSeq and is a predicted model, not a curated record. Gene Ontology annotation, molecular function: complement component C1q complex binding. Gene Ontology annotation, biological process: innate immune response. Lineage: Eukaryota; Metazoa; Chordata; Aves; Galliformes; Phasianidae. The transcript has a single exon.